AUGCAACUAAUAAUCACCUUAAUUUUGGCUCUUAGUUUUGUUUCAACUUGUCUAUGUAAGAGGUGGAAUCUAGUUGAUAGAAACGAUAAUAUAUAUAAUGUGAUGCAAUAUGGUGCUCGUGGUGAUGGCAAAUCGGACGAUUCACAAGCAUUUUUAACGGCAUGGAAUAGUACGUGCGAAGCACAAGGGGCAGCAACACUAGUUAUACCACCAAGACUAUCAUUCUUAGUAAACAAUUUAAUAUUCACAGGUCCUUGCAAGGCCACGAGUAUCACCAUACAGGUAAUAUCUGUAAACGGUCUCACAAUUGAUGGUCAUAAUAGUGGAAGUAUUGACGGCUAUGGUUCUACUUGGUGGGAAUGCAGAAGUUGUGCUCGACCUAUAGCCGUAUAUUUCAAUCAUUGCAAUAAUCUUACAGUUAAUAACCUGAGGGUGAGUAAUAGUGCUGGAGCGCAUAUAGCCAUAAAUGGUUGCAACGGUGCAACAUUCUCCCGUUUAUUAGUCGAUGCUCCUCGUACUAGUCCCAACACUGAUGGCUUUAACAUUGCUAGUUCUAAAAAUAUUUUGAUACAAGAUUCAAAAAUUAGUACAGGUGAUGAUUGUAUUGCGAUCAAUGGUGGCUCCUCGUACAUCAAUGCUACUCGUCUUGUUUGUGGACCAGGCCAUGGAAUAAGCAUUGGUCUUGGUAAAGAUCACUCUUAUGAGACAGUUGAAGAAGUUCAUGUACAUAAUUGUACUUUUAUUGGAACCACAAAUGGAGCAAGAAUCAAGACAUUUCUUGGUGGAUCAGGUUAUGCUAGAAAGAUUACUUUUGACCAAAUAUAUCUUCAAAAUGUAAGAAACCCAAUAAUUAUAGAUCAACACUAUGGCGUUAAAGUGAGUGAAGUAACAUACCAUGGAAUUGAUGGAACUUCAGCUAGUGACAUAGCUAUUAAACUAGAUUGCAGCUCACUGGGUUGUUCCAAUAUUGUAAUGGAUCAAAUUAACAUUGUUUCUUCUCAAAAGGAAAAAAAGGUCAAUGCUUUUUGUCAAAAUCUUCAAGGAACAAUUGAAUCCACUGUUCCAAAGGUCUCAUGCACAUAAAUAUAUUGUUUGAAUCAAUUAUAUGUUAUCCA
Molecule: messenger RNA, 1115 nt
Organism: Cicer arietinum (chickpea)
Lineage: Eukaryota; Viridiplantae; Streptophyta; Magnoliopsida; Fabales; Fabaceae
Product: probable polygalacturonase At3g15720
Biological process (GO): carbohydrate metabolic process
Molecular function (GO): polygalacturonase activity
Source: RefSeq, a predicted model, not a curated record